Messenger RNA from Arabidopsis thaliana (thale cress), 1922 nucleotides. RefSeq names its product Concanavalin A-like lectin protein kinase family protein. Gene Ontology annotation, molecular function: protein serine/threonine kinase activity; ATP binding; protein kinase activity. Gene Ontology annotation, cellular component: plasma membrane. Bases 17 to 1897 code for a protein of 626 amino acids. The record is from RefSeq and is marked reviewed. The transcript has 2 exons. Gene Ontology annotation, biological process: cell surface receptor protein serine/threonine kinase signaling pathway. NCBI's taxonomy places the organism in Eukaryota, Viridiplantae, Streptophyta, Magnoliopsida, Brassicales, Brassicaceae.
CAAAAAAAAUCCUAACAUGCCUAGUGAACUCAAAGUCUUGCAUAUAGUUCUUGUUCUGCUCUAUACUCUGUCUUCAUCUACUUACAACUCCAAUGGAAACUGGACCCUGGAGGGCUCUGCAGCUGACAACUCCAUUGGUGACACCAUUUUAACGAACACCAAGAAGCAUUCCUGCGGUCAAACUUUCAACAACGAAUCCAUUCCCAUAAAAGAUUCGUCUUUCAGCUUCCACUUCCUCUUUGGAAUAGUACCUGAGCAUACACAGUCCGGUUCACAUGGCAUGUCUUUCGUUAUCUCUCCUACAGCAGGCCUUCCAGGAGCUUCCUCCGAUCAGUACCUCGGAUUAUUCAAUGAAACAACCAACGGUAAAUCAUCAAACCACGUUAUAGCUAUCGAGUUAGAUAUACAAAAAGACCAAGAGUUCGGAGAUAUUGAUGAUAAUCAUGUUGCAAUGGUAAUGCGGCUUUCUAUCGUUUAUAGUCAUCCUGAUCAACAGCUCAAUGUUACUUUAUUCCCGGCUGAGAUCCCUGUUCCGCCACGGAAACCACUGCUGUCUUUGAAUCGAGAUCUCUCCCCGUAUUUUUUGGAGGAGAUGUAUUAUGGCUACACGGCAUCGACUGGAUCCAUUGGAGCAUUUCAUUAUAUGUUGAGUUCGUACGCUACUCCAAAAGUUGAGAAUCCAACAUGGGAGUUCAUCGUAGUCCCAACCCUUCCUCCAUAUCCGAAGAAAUCGUCUGACAGAACAAAGAAGAUUUUAGCGGUCUGCUUAACGCUUGCUGUGUUCGCUGUGUUUGUCGCCUCGGGAAUCUGUUUUGUCUUCUAUACGAGGCAUAAGAAGGUUAAGGAGGUUCUUGAGGAAUGGGAGAUUCAAUAUGGACCUCAUAGGUUUGCCUAUAAGGAGCUUCUCAAUGCCACAAAGGAUUUCAAGGAGAAACAACUUCUUGGAAAAGGAGGCUUUGGUCAAGUCUUUAAAGGAACGCUCCCGGGUUCCAAUGCAGAGAUCGCUGUAAAACGGACUUCUCAUGAUUCAAGACAAGGCAUGAGCGAGUUUCUAGCCGAGAUAUCGACCAUUGGUCGUCUCAGGCAUCCAAAUCUAGUCAGGCUUCUGGGAUAUUGUAGGCAUAAGGAGAAUCUCUACUUGGUUUAUGACUUUACGCCCAAUGGAAGCCUUGACAAGUAUCUAGACCGUAAUGAGAAUCAAGAACGGCUCACUUGGGAACAACGUUUCAAGAUCAUCAAAGAUGUUGCAUCUGCUCUACUACACCUGCAUCAAGAAUGGGUACAAAUCAUCAUUCAUAGAGAUAUCAAACCAGCUAAUGUCCUAAUCGACCACGAAAUGAAUGCAAGGAUCGGGGAUUUCGGAUUGGCAAAGCUGUAUGAUCAGGGACUUGACCCUCAGACAUCUAGAGUAGCGGGAACAUUUGGUUAUAUCGCACCUGAGCUCCUAAGAACAGGAAGAGCGACCACAAGCACUGAUGUUUAUGCCUUUGGGUUGGUAAUGCUUGAAGUUGUUUGUGGUAGAAGAAUGAUUGAGCGACGUGCACCGGAAAAUGAAGAAGUUCUUGUGGAUUGGAUCUUAGAGCUUUGGGAAAGUGGGAAACUUUUCGAUGCAGCUGAGGAAAGUAUCCGUCAAGAACAAAACAGGGGAGAAAUCGAGCUUCUUUUGAAGCUAGGUCUGUUGUGUGCACAUCACACUGAACUGAUUAGACCGAACAUGAGUGCGGUUAUGCAGAUCUUGAAUGGCGUUUCGCAGCUUCCAGAUAAUCUUCUUGAUGUCGUAAGAGCUGAGAACUUGAGAGGAAUGCCUGAAACAUCAAUCGAAGUACUACUUGGUCUUAAUCUGUAUUCAGUUGGUACAAUGACAUUAACAAAUUCUUUCUUGUCCCAUGGACGCUGAAACCGUUAAAGAAGUUAGUUUGAAU